GAAUGAGCUGCUGCUGGAUGUCCAAGCGGAAGAGACUUUACGUUUUUCACACUCAGCAGGAUGAUAUGUGCGGGUUUUAUAAACAUAUAUAUAACUGUCAGUCAUAACGAAAUCUGUCAUAAAGUAUAAAACCCCCUGGCGACGGGUCUGAAACCAUGACAAGAUGAAGCGAUAUGGAGAUGCCAUUUCAAUUCAUUACAGGCUAGUUGAAGCUAACGGUUAGCCGUGGUGUUAUUAUGAAGCUACGAGGGGAAAGAUGCUUAAAAGAGGAAAAAAGGUGCAGUACAAGUGUGAAAGGUACUCGGAGGCAGUGAGGAUGGUCACAGCCGGCUGAGAUUCACCCACUGACCCAGCAGGUACGAUACAGGUUGAACAGAGGCAGGAGCCAUGAAAGAAGAGGGCAGGGCAGCGUGUGGAGGUGAGGCUCUGUUUGAGGACCUGGACUUUCCCGCUGAGGACACGUCCCUGUUCUGUGACAGCUCCACGCCCAUCGCCAGGCUGCAGGGAGACAUCAGCUGGGGGCGCCCACAGGAGAUCUGCCAGUCGCCAGCUCUCUUCCCUGACAACAUCAGCCUGGGUCAUGCAAAACAAGGUUUAUUAGGAGAUUGCUGGUUUCUCUGUGCCUGCACUUUCUUGCUCAAGAACAAACAUCUACUGAACAAGGUGUUGCCUCCAGACCAGCCUCAGUGGGGUGACAGCAGGUACAGGGGCUCCUUUCAGUUUUGUUUGUGGCAGCAGGGACACUGGACAGAGGUGACCAUCGACGAUCGCCUGCCCUGUUUAAAUUCCACUCUGUGCUUCUCACGCUGCCACUCCCCCGCUGUCUUUUGGGUAGCCCUGUUGGAGAAGGCAUAUGCCAAGCUUCACGGCUCAUAUGAGCAACUGUGGGCCGGCCAGGUGUCCGAGGCCCUGGUGGAUUUGACCGGGGGCUUGGCGGAGCGCUGGAGCUUGGGAGACUUUCAGACUGAGGAGGAGCAGAGACCGGAACAGGACAGUGACCAGGUGAGGAGGAGAAGGCUGGACCUGAACCUUCUGUACCGAGUGAAAGACCAGUGUGCCAUCAGCUGCUCCACUCACAGCAGCCCUGGAGGUGCCAGUGAGCUGGGUCAGUACCAUGCACUGACUGUCAUGGAGUGGUUGGAUGUGAAGACGGUGUCAGGGAGCAAAGUACUGCUGCUCAGGAUCAGAAACCCCUGGGGAAGAUGCUGCUGGGGAGGGGCCUGGAUAGGAAGUGGUACCGGUUGGAGCUGCGUCGACCCUGUUUCUGCUUUGGACCUGCAAGCCAGGGUGGCCGAGGGCGAGUUCUGGUUGGAUGAGACUGAAUUCCUGUCCCAGUUUGAUGAUGUCACAGUGGGCUACCCCAUCAGUGAAGAGGGGCACCUAAAGAGCAUCUACACUGGAAAUCUGCUGACACACAACCAGCAGCUGGCUGGCCGCUGGAUGAAAGGGCACUCUGCGGGUGGGAGCCGAAACAGCAGCAUCUACGGCAGCAACCCUAAGUUUUGGCUCAAAGUGUGUGAGAGAGGAGAGGUGCUGGUAUCCCUGCUACAGCAUAGAAAAUGGAGGAACACAGAGAAAUACGCACAAAUGCCACUUGAGGAUAGCAAGAACACAAAGCACCAGCACUACCAGGCUAUCGCUCUACACAUGUGGAAGGUGGAGAAGAAGCGUUUUAAUCUCUGCCGGAUGUUGAACAAACCUCCUUGUGCUUCUACUCACUGCCACGCCUACGAGAGAGAGGUGGUCCUCCAUGGACAGCUGGAGCCCGGAUACUACCUACUGAUCCCCAGCACCUACCAGCCAGGAGCUGAGGCCCACUUCCUCAUCAGGGUCUUUUCUUCCUCUUCCACAUCCCUCAGUGCCCUGAAAAGCCCAGCACCUUCACUGCCAUUAACAACUGAUGGAGAGUGGGAGACCAGUUACUUCCGGGGCUCGUGGGUGGAGGGAAGGACGGCAGGAGGAAGCAGGAACUUCCUGUCUCACUGGCAGAACCCCUGCUUCCCUUUUACAGUGUGUGAUGAGUCAGCAGUGACAUCAGGAGUUAAUGUCAGGAUUACCCUGCACCAGAGCCGCCCUGACACUGAUCUGCACCCAAUUGGCUUCCACAUUUAUAAGUUCCCAGAGGGGGAAUCUGUGCAGACAUUACCCAGGGACGAGGAUCCUGUGGCCAGUUGUGUCCCUCACUGCUACACCCAGGAUGUCAGUCUGGCCUGCUGUCUUUCUCCUGGAGCUUACACCAUAGUGCCGUCCACUUAUCAGCCUGACUGCUCUGCAAACUUCACCCUCAGCCUGGCUCGCAGAAUACACAGGAAAGUGGUGAAAAGCCAAGAGAGGCUGGGAAGAGCCAUUCAGGAGAUCUCUCACAUCUCUGUGAUGCAAAGUUAGUUCUCUGGGACUGUUGCAGCUCCACUGACGUCGUCUCACCUCCCUGUGCCUCUUGGCCCAUGAUGAAAGAACCAGUUCUCCCAUCCACCCUCACCAUGGAGGCUGUAUGUGUGUGCAUGUAUGUGUAUGU
Messenger RNA from Morone saxatilis (striped sea-bass), 2515 nucleotides. RefSeq names its product calpain 10 (gene capn10). Gene Ontology annotation, cellular component: cytoplasm. Gene Ontology annotation, biological process: proteolysis. Gene Ontology annotation, molecular function: calcium-dependent cysteine-type endopeptidase activity. NCBI's taxonomy places the organism in Eukaryota, Metazoa, Chordata, Actinopteri, Moronidae. The record is from RefSeq and is a predicted model, not a curated record.